Messenger RNA from Echinostoma caproni, 3162 nucleotides. The record is from the annotation of a GenBank genome assembly. Lineage: Eukaryota; Metazoa; Platyhelminthes; Trematoda; Plagiorchiida; Echinostomatidae.
AUUUGUAUUUUCCUAAUCGAGGAGGACAGUCCGGAAUUCCAGACCCUAAUCAGACCAUCGAAAUUCACGGGGGAUAUCCGGAGGUCUCAGUCUUAUAGCGAACAAGGAAACACGAGUUCCACGGAUAUCGAACCUUGUGAUUCACAUACAGAUGAGCUAAUUGAACCCCCAAUGACAAAUACCACUACCACGACAACGGAACGCACGUGCAACAAUCUACCAACUGUUACGUUCGUGGAACUGACAGAGGAGUGCAAACUUGUCACCGGAUUGACGGAUGAAAUGAUUGUCGACUCCGGAUCGUUGAAUGAUGCAAUUUACAAGAACUAUCUCCGCGAAUUGUCCUGCAAUUCUUGGGAUGAUGAAACCAGUUCUGAUGGAAUACAAACGUCUCCCACCAACGGAACUCCUAGUGCACCUACAGACGACGCGAAUACUAUUACCAAUAUGGAUUUGGGAAGUGAGUUUGGAUUUCAGCAUCCAUCGGCAGACGCUAGUGAUGAGGUGACGGGUGGGGGAACAAACGUUUCAAACGAUGUGCCAUCAUCAACAACCCAGGGCAUGCAACAACGAUCGGAGAUCGGACGUUUUCAUGCUCCAUCCAUUACUCCAGGAUUGUGGCCCAUAGAGUACUGUCGGUCGAUGGCCGGCAUCAUUGAACGAAUGUCAGUGGACGGUGCUGAUUGGAGUAAAUGUGAGCUAAUUCAGGCCUAUUAUCAGCCAGCAAUUGUCGGCAUCAAUAUAUCACAGGGCGGAAUAUCAUUAGUUUUAAGCAAAAUUGGACGACGUAACGGUGAAGCUCUGAUUCGAUUUACUGACCGGGAGCAACGAGAUUUGGCACUUCGAAAGCAUAAGCACCACAUGGGACAGAGAUAUAUUGAGGUUUACGCGGCCCAAGGAUCAGAUUUCAUUGCUUUUGCCGGGGGAGAAACCGAAGAGGCUGAACAAUUUCUACGCAAGUUCACUAGUCCAUAUCAAGCGUUGAUUCGCAUGCGUGGUCUGCCAUACACCGCCACAACAGAUCAAAUUAUACAAUUUUUUGCAAAGGCCAAUUGUCCUGUUCAAUUCGGUGAAGAAGGUGUACUGUUUGUCAAUCGCCGUGAUGGACGGGCUACCGGAGAUGCGUUUGUAAUUUUCGAAUCGCAAGCUGUGGCCGAGGAAGCGUUGAAAAGCCAUCGGCAACAUAUUGGUAACCGAUAUAUAGAGCUUUUCAAAUCUACUCCGGCUGAAGUGAACCAGGUCAUGAAUGCUGUUCUGAAUCCACCAGAAUCGUUAACAACCAACUGGAACGGUCUUGCAUUAGACGUUGAAUCUGCCCUCAAUGCAGCUGCUGCUAUGGCAGCUGGCUCGUUGAUUGACUUAGCGGGCACCCCGAAUUCGGUUGAAUAUUCUAACAACCUUGAACAUCAACCCAAUACAGACCUUCUUUCACAUUUCACCUUCAAUUUGUCACCACAAGCUCUUGGCCUCGGAUGCCAGUUGCUUGGUCCUGGUCCAUCAUUCCAUCCUUUUACCGGAUCUGGGAACGUUUUAGUACCCUCCUACUAUCAACCUUCCAAUUUCGGGUCGAUGCCAGUGUCCAAUAUAGACCCUAUGUUUUACUCGACCGACCACCUGCCAUCGUUUAACCACAUUCAAGCAAACUCGGUAUUGUUGUCCACGGAUUCGGGAACGAACAACUUGAGUUCGUUUGCCUACCCUGUGCCGCUAGUCAGUUUGUCAACACCUUCCGGUGUGACGCAUACCACCACAUCAAUCACUGGCAGCCAACCGUCUGUUUGGCCAUAUUCCGGUCAGACUAACCAAUGGGCGCAGUGGGCCGCGGGCGGGUUGAACCUACCCAUGGAUCAUUUGGCGAAAUAUUUCAUUCGUAUCAAGGGGAUGCCACUAGACACCGAUAUUUUAGACAUACUGGCUUUCUUGGAGGACAGUUGGCGAAAUGUGGCUUUGCAUGGUGUGCACCGAGUUUACAAUAUUCUGUUUGUCUCUGAAUACGUGGCACAGUCAGUUGUGGAACAAAAAAAUGGAACUCUAUUCAUACGUCGCGGUGCUCCAAUGAAUUCCACAGCUUUUGUCGAAGUGCAUCAAUGCACAAGCGAAGACCUGAAGCAGCUAUUGGUCACAAUUUUGACUAUGCUUCAAAAUGUUGCCACCACAGAUAACAGUUUGAUCCGACCUGCGCCAACUGUGUUAAACGGGUUGAAUCCCCUGGUGCCAUUGUCUGUGCCAACUAUUCCUUUGUCGAACCCGACAACUUUAAGUAACCCACCGUCCAUGAUCCGUCCUUCUCGAAUGGGAAACGUUGGUCGAUACGUGCCUGAUGUUUGUCCGAUUAGUAUAAACACUCACCAUGGAUUGCUGACAGUGAGAUCGUCAUCAAUGGCGCCAACACCACCCAUAACUCAACCACCAACCGCUAUGACAGCUACAACCGCCUCCUUGCCGCUCACAUUUUCACAGUACUCUGCAACACCACUGACCACACCGGCAAUGGCAGGAAUAGCGAGAUCAGAGGACGUGAAUUCAGUGCCCGUGGCUCCGGUGCUGACUCCGAACUUACAACCUGGAUCAUUGGUUGACCUUCCGUCACCAAUGUUAUUACACGGAAUCUUACCCUCAAUACCACCACCUCAGUAUGUGAGCCCAACUGCCCCGGGAGCGAUCGCGACGGGAACAUCCUUACAAACCGUGGUAACAAGCAUUUCCACCGGAUAUCGGGAUAUGAACAACUCGGUUGUCCCCAGGUCUAUUCAAGCGCCGCAUCUGGAACCCGCAACACUGACAAUUAGUCCACAGAUCAAACUGGAGAAGUCCACGGAUGAGUUCCAGAUCAGCGGGUUCGACGGAAAAUUCAUGGAUGAUGGGAAGAAGUUAGAUAACAAAGGUCCAAUCGUCGUGAAUCCUCAGGAUCAAGCAGUGGUUCAGCUGAAAGGGUUACCGAAAGAUGUCACACUGCACGAGAUUGCCGGUCUAUUUGGGGAGAAAAGUUUUAACCUGAAGCUCUCGUCCAUAAAAAUGGAAUACACCAGUGACGGAGUGCCCAAUGGUAACGCGUCAAUCUUGUUUCAAUCCCGAGCGGAUGCAGAGUGUAUCAUUCGGACCGCGGACAGUGUGCUGCUACGAGGUUACCGGGUCCAGGUGCGGAUAAUGAGCAAACGUUGA